Molecule: messenger RNA, 6933 nt
Organism: Lampris incognitus (smalleye Pacific opah)
Lineage: Eukaryota; Metazoa; Chordata; Actinopteri; Lampriformes; Lampridae
Product: phosphatidylinositol 4-kinase beta-like
Exons: 14
Coding region: 198-3260 (1020 amino acids)
Biological process (GO): phosphatidylinositol phosphate biosynthetic process; phosphatidylinositol-mediated signaling
Cellular component (GO): membrane; cytoplasm
Molecular function (GO): 1-phosphatidylinositol 4-kinase activity
Source: RefSeq, a predicted model, not a curated record
UUGCGGAAACCGACGCGUCGCGCUUUGUUGGCUGUUUUGGGUUUUUUUUCCGGGUGAACGUCUUGAGAAAGCGGACGCUUUUCACAACGCGCCUCGCUCCCAGUGCGGGCUGACGCAGUACGCGAAAUCCAGCGCUGGCCAGCCGAGAACACGUCGUCGUAGCGGAGACCGACCCGGUAAAGAUCUGUGUGUCCAAGAUGGCCGACACUGAGGUGUCUCUCUCCCCAGCGGUGCGGUCACUCCCUCUAAGCCCCGCCCACUCCACGCUAACCCCCGCCUCCUCCCCCACCACCUUCUCCUGCCCCUCUUCUCCAUCCAGCACCUCCUCGUCUUCCUCCUCGUCGUCAUCCUCGUCCUCAUCCUGCUCCGAGAGCUCCUCCGACUGCCUUGCUUCCCACCACAACCACCACCACCACCAUCAUCAUCAUCAUCAUCAUCGCCACCGUCAUCACCGCCCCCAGCUCCAGCUCCCCCAGCCCCAUAGCGACCAGGCCUCCUCCCCCAGCGCCAGCCCGCGGAGCUCCAGCCCCAGCGGGAGUAUUGGGAGCACUGGGAGCACUGGGAGCCUCGGCAGCAGUGCCAGCGAGGGCAUCGGCAGCAGUGGGACGUCGACUGGGGCCGAUCCUCGUGGCCCGAGCCCGCCCCUGGACGUUAUCUCUGAGGACGCCAUGGAGAUGGACCUGGUAGCGGACCAAGUGAUUGACCCGGAAGUCGCCCUGAAGGCCUGCCAGGAAGUACUUCUCAAGGUUAAACUGCAGAACGGAGAGGUACCGGCGGCUGAACAGCAACACGAUGAGCAGCAGGUUCUGGACUCUCCUGAGUGGUCCAGCCCGCAGCACCACAGCAGUCCCACAUACCUGGAAAUAUCCGAGACCGACUCCAUUAAAGAGGAGGAGGAGGAGGAGCAAGGAGGAAAAGGGGAGGAACCCCGAGGCACACCUCCCAUUUCAUCCCGCCGAGAACCCAACAAGAAGAACCGCGCCCCUUUGUCUUCAUCGUCUUCGUCAUCGUCGAAACAGUCAUGGCUGCUGCGUCUGUUCGAGUCUAAGCUGUUUGACGUUUCCAUGGCGAUCUCCUACCUGUACAAGUCCAAGGAGCCGGGCGUGCAGGCCUACAUCGGAAACCGCCUGUUCAGUUUCCCUGACGAGGAGGUGGACUUCCACUUGCCCCAACUCCUCAACAUGUACGUUCACAUGGACACGGAGGUGGGAGACGCCAUCAGACCCUAUCUGAUCCACCGUUGCCGUGGCAGCAUAGCCUUCUCCCUGCAGACAGCCUGGUUGUUGGGAGCCUACUCCUCAGACAUGCACAUCUCCACCCAGCGUCACUCACGCGGGGCCAAAAUGCGUAAACUCAUCCUGUCCGACGAGCUGAAACCUGGCGGUCCGCAAAUCGCCGCCGCCGAGAGCCCCGCCACGCUGCCCUCCCCCGCAUCCAGCCCCGGCCCGGGGGACCCCGCCCCCCGCCCACAACUCUACCAUUGGCAUAGGAGGCACCACAGCAGCAACACGGAAGCCCCUCUUCCCACCUCCUCCUCCUGCUCCUUCUCCUCAGUGACUCCUGCCCCGGACAGCCCCCUCCCCGGGGAGAUACUGGUCUCCCCUUCCAGGAGGACCCAUCAGCGUUCCAAGUCAGACGCCACCACAGGCGGCAGCGGGGGGGCGGGGCUCCGACGUACAGGGAGUAACCCCAAGGUGGAGGCCGGCCACGAGGAGCCGGAGCGCCUGCGUCCUCAGAGGGAGUUCAUCAAGUCCCUGAUGGGCAUUGGGAAGAGGCUGGCCACUCUGCCCACCAAAGAGCAGAAGACUCAGCGGCUGAUCUCUGAGCUGUCGCUGCUCAACCACAAACUGCCGGCGCGCGUCUGGCUGCCCACCGCCGAACACCACCACCAUGUGGCCCGCAUACCACACACACAGGCGGUGGUGCUCAACUCCAAGGAUAAGGCUCCCUACAUCAUCUAUGUGGAGGUUCUGGAGUGUGAGAACUUCGAGACGUCUGCGGUUCCCGUCCGUAUCCCAGAGACACGGAUCAGGACGGCCCGCUCGGCGGAUAAUCUGGACUGCGGAAGUUCUGCUGCAAACGGUGCGGGUAGCGUCUCAAAUGGAGGUUCCUCCGGCAUGACGAUGGAACACCGAGCCGGAAGCUUCUCCACUGUCCAGAACUACGACAACGACGACGAGGCCUGGGCCACUGACGACAUUGGACAACUACAGGUGGAGUUAGCGGAAGGGCAGACCAGUAGCAGUGAUAACAUCAGUCAGUUCUCUGUGGACAGCAUCACCAGUCUAGAGAGCAAAGAACCAGUCUUCAUCGCAGCUGGAGAUAUCAGACGUCGCCUUUCAGAGAACCUGGCCCACACGCCCACCUCCUUCAGGAGAGACCCGGAGGACCCAUCAGCCGUCGCCCUCAAAGAACCCUGGGAGGAGAAAGUCCGGAGGAUCAGGGAGGUCUCUCCAUAUGGACACCUUCCUAACUGGAGACUCCUCUCCGUCAUUGUGAAGUGUGGAGACGACCUGAGACAGGAGCUGCUGGCCUACCAGGUCCUCAGUCAACUUCAGUCUAUCUGGCAGCAGGAGCGGGUUCCUCUGUGGAUUAAGCCCUAUAAGAUCCUGGUGAUGUCAUCAGACAGCGGGAUGAUAGAACCCGUCCUCAACGCCGUGUCUUUGCACCAGGUUCGUAAACAGAGCCAGCUCUCUCUCCUGGAUUACUUCCUGCAGGAACACGGCAGUUACACCACCGAGGCGUUCCUCACCGCUCAGAGGAACUUCGUUCAGAGCUGUGCUGGAUACAGCCUCAUCUGCUACCUGCUGCAGGUGAAAGACAGACAUAAUGGGAACAUCCUGUUGGACUCGGAGGGUCACAUCAUUCACAUCGACUUCGGCUUCAUCCUGUCCAGCUCUCCUCGGAACCUCGGCUUCGAGACGUCCGCCUUCAAACUCACCUCCGAGUUUGUAGAUGUGAUGGGGGGGCUGGACGGAGAUAUGUUCAUCUACUACAAGAUGCUGAUGCUUCAGGGUCUCAUCGCUGCCAGGAAGCACAUGGAGAAGGUUGUGCAGAUAGUAGAGAUCAUGCAGCAAGGCUCCCAUCUGCCCUGUUUUCAUGGCUCCAGCACCAUCCGUGGGCUGAAGGAGCGCUUCCACAUGGCUCUGACGGAGGAGCAGCUCCAGCUGCUGGUGGAGCAGAUGGUGGACGGCUCCAUGCGCUCCAUCACCACCAAACUCUACGACUCCUUCCAGUACGUCACCAACGGCAUCAUGUGAUCGCCGCCGGGGGGGUAGGGGGGGGGGGCGAGAGAGAUUCACCAGCCGCUGUCAUCGUUUUACCAGCCAGUGAGAGGAUGUCGGUGCGACACAUGGUCACCUGACAAGGUGUCUGAAGGAAGAAAUACCAGCCAGCCACCGUCAAACUAAACCCUGAUGGACACCGAGCAGGACCACCGCUCAUCGUGCCAACGGAUUCCCUGGAACGACACGAGACAGACGUUUCACUUUACACAACACACGUUCCAGAUUCCCCUUCUAGUAAUGCAAGCAAAGCAAACGCACACACACACGGACACACACUCACACGGGGUGUGUACUGCAGCUCGGCUGGUCAGCGGUGGCUGCUAGCUUUGCCCUGUCUGUCUGUUUUUACGGGACGGCAGAUGCAUACAUGUGCAUGCAGGACGUGCAUGUAAAGCUGCAUGUAUGAACCGAGGCCAGUAGUUCGUUGUUCGCGCAAACGACUACACAUCCAAACACUAUCGGAGCCUGCAAACACUACACAUCCAAACACUAUCGGAACCUGCAAACACUACACAUCCAAACACUAUCGGAACCUGCAAACACUACACAUCCAAACUCUAUCGGAACCUGCAAACACUACACAUCCAAACACUAUCGGAACCCGCAACCUCUGCCAGAGUUCCUCCUCAUCCUCACCUCCUCUCCUCUUCAUCCUUCGGUCGUUAAGGAGAGAGAGGGGAGCGCCACACAUCUCCUUCCGCCCCUCCUGGCCUUUCUGCUGACUUGAGAAAGAUGGGGGAGGAAGUAUCAUGUGACCCAGUGGAACACUCCUGGACCAAUCAGAGGAGGGAAAAGUCUUCUGUACCUUUGAUUGCUCUCAAAGAAAAUGAGAGGCCUUUGACAAAGCGGCGAGGAGGGGGGGGGGGGAAAGCACAAAAUGAUCUACUCGCUGGAUGUUUUGUAUUCUGGACUUUUCUUUGCUCUUUCAAGGCUUAAAGAGUGUUGGAGAAUAAACUGAUAUUUGGAGUUCAAUUCUUGUCAGCCUGCACACUCCUCCCUACUUUGUCCAUUCGAAAGAGUGUCUUUAAGUAAACUGGAAAGUUAUUUGUGAACUGAAGCUGCGUUUAAUAUGUCUGAAUGAUUUAGUCGGCUCAUGUUCCCACGCUGAAAAUAUUUUUUUAAGCCCCUCAAAUUCACGAUGGAAAUGUUCUUCACCGAUCAACCUUGUUGCCCUCUGCAUGUACCAGUUUAUCGUGUUUGGGUUUGUUGUAGGAGAAACCAAACCAAGCAGAGCGAUCCACCGAGUAGCAGUGCGUCAGGUCCCGACACCUUUUAGGAUUUAAUGACUACAAAAAUAAUUUCGGGGAUGAAAAAUGUUCAUUUUGAGUGUUUUAUUUGAAAUUAAUGCCAUUCCUCAAACUUGACAAGGCUCUGUCCUUGGUUGUGGCAUUGGAAUUAUUGCUGGUUUUUAGGUCUUAUUUCCCGCCAGAAACACGUCAGUGGGCAUUUUCAGGGUUUUGAUCUUCGGUCAUCCAUGGCCAGCGUGAAGGCAGAAUCGGACCACCUCUCGGAGGAAUCCCGACGCUUUUAAUCUGCCAGCCUCCAUUUUCUCUUCCCAAUCUGCAGCCGAGAGGAAAUGAUCCUGACUGCCCUGUUAGCGUAGCUGUCAAUCCCCAUGCAAACCCAUGGGGAUUGACAGCUAUGCUAACAGGACAGUCAGAGGCGGCAGUAGCCACAAGCUAGCAGCGAGCCAAGGCCCAUUCUUUUCAAUGGAAAACACUACCAGUGAUAAAAAUCUAUUCUAGUGGAAGGAUCAAAGGAACGCAUUGCGAAAAGUUUAAGGUGGAAAAAAAGAGCCUAUUUUUUAACGCCACCAUUUCAUUUUUGCUGCUUUUUGUCUUGUUUUCUGACACCAGGCUGAGAAUCGGUGGUCUCCGUUUAAUUUCAAUCUCACGUCACGCUCUCUAAAACAGCAUUUGGUUUACUUUCAUCUCGUGCUGAAACUCACACGUGCAGAGUUUGGGAUAACUUACACUAUUUGGUAUCGCACGUUAAAAAUUAGCGGGAUUAAACAUAUGUGGUUUCGUUGUCGGUGACAGUAGCUCAUUGUUUAAGGUUUAAUUAUAAGAGUAUGCGGAUUCAGAAGUACUGUGGUUUUCCCAGACACUCCCUCCUACUUGAAGAAACUCGGACUGUCUGCGACUUGGAUCAUAAAAGGAACCACGACUGAAGAGUCAACUUGCACCUCAAAAAGCUGUUGACCUGUGGCGAAAUGGUUAUAAUUAACUGAUUUAUGCAAAAAAAUUCAUUCAUUCCUAAUAUUCCACUAACUGUGCUUUUGUGUGCAACUUUUAAGUUAAUUAAGGUCUCAUCAUUAUGUAUCAUGUGCUACUGUUGUGCUGUCAAAAUUUGCAUAUUUAACGAAUGCACAACUCUCGUCCUGUUGGCACCCUUAUACAUUUCCUGUGAUUAACUCCAGCCAAUCAGGAGAGAGACAGUUGAGCAGAUUAUGUAAAUGAAAGAAGCAAGAGAGAGCAAGUUAUCUUUUUCUGUUUGUCAGAAAGUGUUUUUUCUUCAUAAGGAGAUCAAUGAUCAUCAGUUUCCUGGAUAUGUGAAUGUUUUAUAUGAUGAUAGUCGACUAAAAACCUUGUUUUUCCUCAGACAGACGUACUUAUUAUUGCUGAACCUUUUUUUAAAGGUAACUGUCUAUAUAAUAUUAUAUACUAUGAUAAAGAAUAUUGGUUAACACCUUCCAAUGGCCUUAUUCUAGUAAGUAAAUGUCAAACUAUAGAAGCGUAUAAACAGAAAACAGUACUAUGGUUUUGUGAGGAAACUAGUACAAUUUGGGCUCAAACAGGUUUCUUUGCCUAGAAUACUUCCCUGGAUUAUUACGUAGAUUAUUUGACUGAAAUAAGGUGAUUGUGAUCAAAAUAAUCCUGUAUAGUCUUACGUUUGAGAGGUGUACAUUUGUUUUUAAGGCUUUGUUGCCCUAACCACUAAUGGAGAGGAAGCACAGGUAUCUUGUUGUGAAAGCAGCACCGUGUUAGCUAGCUAGCAUCGCCUAUUCCUUUUUAGAGGAAGCCACCAUAAUCUGUUACUUUGAUGAGUAAGGUUUACAAUUUAAGCAACUUUAAUAGCAAAUACUUUUUUGUCUUUAGGUUUGUGUAUAUGUAAUUAGUUAUUUUUUUUCCUGUGUAAAACAAAAUUGAUGCCUUGAGACCCAAAGGAGGUACAACCUUUACCAAUGCAGCAGGAGACCUGAGGAAUGAGUCUCGAAUCUGGAAAGUGCUUUUAUCGGGCGUUGGGUCUAAGUGGGAUCAGUCUCAAUACCCUGACGCGUCUUCCUCUCCCCUUUCUGGUAGAGGUUCAUUUAAAUCAACCCUAUAAGAAGUUAAGAUGGUAGAGAACGAUGUGUGUACAGGAGAGAUCAGCCAAUUCAGAGCGCUUAUACGGGUUUAAUUUUACUCAAUAUUAAUCGUAACUCCUGGUCUGGUCAUAAUAUGUUACAUUUAAAAUGACUCAACUGAUCGUGACUAUUGUUCAGUUCCAGAAGUUAGCGGCGACAUGGACUCGUAAUAAAGGGACUCGUGAGAGGAAACCACUUCAGAUUAUUGAAAUAACCCAAGGUGGGGAAAGAAAAAACCUUUCAUUGCCUUUUUAUUCUCCUCCCAGCUCUCGACACAUUUGAACUGAAUUUCUAAGUGCA